Cucurbita moschata (crookneck pumpkin) is the source of this 929-nucleotide messenger RNA. Its product is annotated as probable membrane-associated kinase regulator 6. Bases 1 to 690 code for a protein of 229 amino acids. The transcript has a single exon. NCBI's taxonomy places the organism in Eukaryota, Viridiplantae, Streptophyta, Magnoliopsida, Cucurbitales, Cucurbitaceae. The record is from RefSeq and is a predicted model, not a curated record.
AUGAAUAAAGUGAAUAUCUUUUCGGAAAGAGAAUCUGUCUUCAUUACAUGUUCUUUAUUGCCAUCUCUAGAAAGUUCAGGCAACAACCCGGUUCGGACCUCGAUCGACGCUUCCGACGAAGCCUCGUCCUUCAUCGAGAUGGACCCGAGAAUGCCGCCCUCCAAGAGAUUUUGUAGAAACUCCCAAGAUUUCAAAUUUGACUUCCCUGUCUCGCCGCCUUCCCUUGCAAUUGUACAUGCUGACCAGCUGAUUUCCAAUGGCUGCCUUGUGCCUUUUUUCAUUGAUCCACUUAAAGUUCAGACAUAUGAGGAUGAAGAUGAAGAUUUCAAUCCAAAAUCUUCCCAUACUCAAGAACAUGUCCUUCCACUUCCACUUCCACUUCCACUUCCAUCCAAUACUUCUGACUGCUCCUCCAUGAGAAAGUGCAGGAAACUAUCCAAGAAAGUAUUGCACAAAUAUUUGAGUUUUUUCAAGCCAUUGUACCAAAGAAUAAGAGGUUAUAAAGCAUCAAGUUCCAAAUCAGAAAAUGUUGCUAGAAGAUCCAAAUCUAUGAAGAAUUGGGAAUAUACAUACGACGCGUCGCCACGAAUCAGUGUAGCGUACACCGCCGAUGAUUGGCGAAGAUCCUGUGAUUCUGAGAGUUCUAUCUAUGAGGCAGUCCUCCAUUGCAAGAAAUCUAUAGGUAUAUGAAGCAUGAAAGCAGAGGAUGAGAUCAAUUCAACAUGAAAUGAUAAUGUCCCCUUCUGCUACUAUUUUCAGACCUUUUAACAAUGAACACUUGUUUCGAUUCGCCUGUGACCGAGCGGGUUCCUUACGGUAAAUACUCGAAUGCCAUGUGAAGUUGAUGAAGAUGAAUAGAACUUUUGUUCUUUACUUGGAGUUCUUUAGAUGAGUUGAACAAUCAAGUGACUCUUUGUUCAUAUUUUUAA